GACGGUAUGUUGGAGCAACCGGAUCCUGAUGAUGCUGCCUCAGAGGAGUCAGAGAGAGACAUCUACAUGCGCUUCAUGAAGUGUCACAAGUGUUAUGACAUCAUCCCGACCAGCUCCAAACUGGUGGUGUUUGACACCACGCUGCAGGUAAAGAAAGCGUUCUUUGCUCUGGUGGCAAACGGAGUGAGAGCUGCUCCACUGUGGGAGAGCAAGAAACAAAGCUUCGUAGGAAUGUUGACCAUCACAGACUUCAUCAACAUCCUGACCAGAUACUAUAAAUCGCCCAUGGUUCAGAUUUACGAGCUGGAGGAACAUAAGAUCGAGACGUGGAGAGAGCUCUACCUGCAGGAGACCUUCAAACCUCUGGUCCACAUCUCACCUGAUGCCAGUAUAUUUGAAGCUGUGUACUCGCUGAUAAAGAAUAAGAUCCAUCGUCUUCCCGUCAUUGAUCCGGUCAGCGGGAACGCUCUCUACAUCCUGACACACAAGAGGAUCCUCAAGUUCCUGCAGCUCUUUGUGUGUGAGAUGCCGAUGCCGGCCUUCAUGAAGCAGACUCUGGAGGAGCUGUGUGUGGGAACGUACACUAACAUCGCCUACAUCCACCCAGACACUCCGCUCAUCACAGCGCUGUCCGUCUUCACACACCGCCGAGUCUCUGCGCUGCCCGUCGUUGACCACAACGGCAGAGUCGUAGAUAUCUACUCCAAGUUUGACGUCAUCAACCUGGCAGCAGAGAAGACGUACAACAACCUGGAUGUGACGGUGACUCAGGCUCUCAGACACAGGUCUCAGUACUUUGAAGGAGUCAUGAAGUGCAACAAACUGGAGACGCUGGAAACCAUCGUGGACCGCAUCGUUAAGGCUGAGGUUCACAGGUUGGUUGUUGUAGAUGAGGAGUCUCAUAUCGUUGGUAUCGUCUCUCUGUCCGAUAUCCUGCAGGCGCUGGUCCUCAUCCCUGCAGGUCUGGGGAGGAAGGAGUCUCUCCCCUCUCAGCCGACAGCCUUGGAGCCGAGUAGAGAGACAGACGCUGGCGACACUGAUGCUGCACAGAGCAGCCAGCAGGGGGAGACAGGUGAAGGAGGGAAGAAGGAGGAGAAGGAGGAGGAGGAGGAGAAAGGUGAAGGAGUGACGGAGACAGAGACAACAGAGGAGGGACAGACAAGUGAAGGAGGGAAGGAGGAGAAGGAAACAGGUGAAGGAGAGAAGGAGGAAAAGGAGACAAGUGAAGGAGGAAAGGAGGAGAAGGAAACAAGUGAAGGAGAGAAGGAGGAGAAGGAAACAGGUGAAGGAGAGAAGGAGGAGGAGACAGGUGGAGGAGAGAAGGAGGAAAAGGAGGAAAAGGAGACAAGUGAAGGAGAGAAGGAGGAGGAGGAGACAGUCAAACCGGAGGAGGAGACGGAGACAGUAAGGACUCCUCAGUUCAGAAAACAGCAGCCUCACUCCAGAGUCCUGCAGCCUGUAGUUGAAUCUCAGAUCGAGCUCUAUCAGAUGGAUUGGGUUGGACCUCAAAGCUGA
Scomber scombrus (Atlantic mackerel) is the source of this 1515-nucleotide messenger RNA. Its product is annotated as 5'-AMP-activated protein kinase subunit gamma-2-like. The transcript has 13 exons. The record is from RefSeq and is a predicted model, not a curated record. NCBI's taxonomy places the organism in Eukaryota, Metazoa, Chordata, Actinopteri, Scombriformes, Scombridae. Bases 7 to 1515 code for a protein of 502 amino acids.